UCAACACAAGUAUCAUGGGAGGAAAAUUUAAAUUUUCAAUUGAUCGAGGCGGUACUUUUACAGACAUCUAUGCUAAAUGUCCAGAUGGAAAAGUUCAUGUUAUGAAACUUUUGUCGGUUGAUCCAACUAAUUAUGCAGAUGCUCCACGUGAAGGCAUAAGAAGAAUAUUAGAAGCAGAAACUGGAAAAAGUAUGCCACAAAAUGAGCCAAUUGAUAGUAGUUAUAUAGAAUGGAUUCGAAUGGGUACAACUGUUGCAACAAAUGCUCUUCUGGAACGGAAAGGUGAACGUAUGGCUCUGUUAAUCACUCGUGGUUUCAAAGACUUAUUAUACAUUGGAAAUCAAGCUCGUCCAAAAAUAUUUGAUUUAGAAAUUGUAGUACCAGAUGUUCUUUAUGAAGAAGUUAUGGAAAUAGAUUGUAGAGUAAUUAAUUCAAAGUGUGAAAAAUGUGAUCAGCUAACUCCAAUUUGGAGUGAUAAGCCUAUUGUCCAAGGUGUCACUGGUGAAGAUAUAUUAAUUUUAAAACAAAUCGAUGAAACUGCUCUAAGAAAUGACUUAACUUUAUUAAAAUCUAAAGGAAUUAAUAGUAUUGCUGUAGCUCUAAUGCAUUCUUACACGUAUAAUGAACACGAGCGUACUGUAGGAAGAAUAGCUAAAGAAGUUGGUUUUGAACAUGUAUCUUUGUCUCAUGAAGUAAUGCCUAUGGUGAAAAUUGUACCACGAGGGUAUACAGCUUGUGCAGAUGCUUAUUUAACUCCACAUAUAAAAAAAUAUGUUAAAGGUUUUGCUUMAGGAUUUAAAAAUAAUUUAAAAGACAUUAAUAUAUUAUUCAUGCAAAGCGAUGGUGGACUAACGCCAAUGAAUAGUUUCAAUGGUUCAAGAGCUAUUUUAUCUGGCCCAGCUGGUGGUGUGGUUGGAUACACAGCAACUACUCCUUAUAAGCCUGUUAUAGGCUUUGACAUGGGUGGUACAUCGACUGAUGUUAGUCGCUAUGAUGGAGCAUUUGAACAUGUUUUUGAAUCAAUAACUGCUGGUGUCACAAUUCAAGCCCCUCAACUGGAUAUAAAUACYGUUGCAGCUGGCGGGGGAAGCAGAUUAUUUUUUAGAUCAGGAUUAUUUGUCGUUGGACCUGAAAGUGCUGGAGCUCAUCCAGGACCAACAUGUUAUAGAAAAGGAGGUCCAUUAACUGUUACCGAUGCUAAUCUAGUUCUUGGUAGACUGUUACCUGAAUAUUUUCCAUCAAUAUUUGGCAAAACUGAAGACAUGCCAUUAAACAAAGAAGCAUCCUUAGAAGAAUUUGAAGCCCUUACUAAUGAAGUUAACAACUUUGUAAGACUUCAAUCUAAAAGUUCAAAUSUAAUGACCCUUGAAGAAGUUGCGAUGGGAUUCAUAAAAGUUGCAAAUGAAUCAAUGUGUCGUCCWAUUAGAGCUCUAACUCAAGCAAGAGGAUAUGACACCAGACAGCAUACACUGGCCUGUUUUGGAGGUGCUGGUGGACAACAUGCUUGUGCUAUUGCACGUUCCUUAGGAAUUAGUCGUGUGGUUAUUCAUAAAUAUGCUGGCAUUCUGUCUGCCUAUGGUAUGGCAUGUGCUGAUGUUGUUCAUGAGGUUCAAGAGCCUUGUGCAUUAACAUAUGACAUUGAAAACUUUGAAUAUUUCAAUGAACGAAUCACUGUUUUGAGUUCAAAAUGUAUUGAUGAAUUAAAAAAACAAGGUUUCUCAGAUAAUCAACUUCACACUGAGCCAUUUUUACAUUUAAGAUAUGAGGGUACAGAUUGUGCUCUUAUGUGUUCAGCCAGUUAUGAUAGUACAGUAAACACUAGAACAAUUCACGGAGAUUUUUUAAGUGGAUUUCUGACAAGAUACCAAAAAGAAUUUGGAUUCACUCUAUCUGGGCGUAAAAUAUAUGUUGAUGAUAUACGUGUGAGAGGUGUUGGUAAGACAUUGUUAAACAUUGACAAUGAAGAAGAUGAAACUGAAGAACCUCUACAAAUUGAAGCAGUUAAACAAGUAUAUUUUGAAGACUUGGGUUACAUAGAUUGUAAUAUUUAUCUCUUUAGCAAGUUGCGUAAAGGUCAUAUUAUUAUUGGUCCAGCGGUGUUAAUGGACAAAUUGAGUACAAUAUUAGUCGAGCCUAAGUGCAAAGCUAUAAUAAGUAAAUCUGGCGAUAUUGAAAUCGAAGUUAACUGUGAUGCACUUACUAAAAUUGGGGUUGAACUUGAACCAAUCCAGUUAAGUAUUUUUUCUCAUAGAUUCAUGAGUAUUGCAGAACAAAUGGGAAG
Messenger RNA from Diuraphis noxia (Russian wheat aphid), 2281 nucleotides. RefSeq names its product 5-oxoprolinase. Gene Ontology annotation, molecular function: 5-oxoprolinase (ATP-hydrolyzing) activity. Gene Ontology annotation, cellular component: cytosol. The record is from RefSeq and is a predicted model, not a curated record. Lineage: Eukaryota; Metazoa; Arthropoda; Insecta; Hemiptera; Aphididae. Gene Ontology annotation, biological process: glutathione metabolic process.